Molecule: messenger RNA, 12059 nt
Organism: Diabrotica virgifera virgifera (western corn rootworm)
Lineage: Eukaryota; Metazoa; Arthropoda; Insecta; Coleoptera; Chrysomelidae
Product: M-phase inducer phosphatase-like
Exons: 3
Coding region: 152-1501 (449 amino acids)
Biological process (GO): positive regulation of G2/MI transition of meiotic cell cycle; G2/M transition of mitotic cell cycle; positive regulation of G2/M transition of mitotic cell cycle
Cellular component (GO): cytoplasm; nucleus
Molecular function (GO): protein tyrosine phosphatase activity
Source: RefSeq, a predicted model, not a curated record
GCCUUGAUGCGCAGAAUGAACGUUUUAUAGCCAUCUUAAUUUUCAGUUAUCGUUUAGAUUCACAAGUGGUAACUAGUGAGUUGGGAGUGAGAUUCAGUUAUUAUUUAGGUUGUUAUCUGAUCAAAUUCUUAUUUUUAAACACAGAUUUGAAAUGUGGGACUCUUUUACUAUUGAUGAUUGUCAAACAUGUCCGUAUAAUAGCACUACAAAUAUAUAUGACCAAAUGGAAGUUCCACACUUGGACAAGGAAAAUAUUCAGCCGUUCAAUCACAUAAAAAAUGACGAGCUGUCUCUAUACGAUAAUGGAGGCAGUAUCACAAAAUACCGCGAAGCACCUUUGUCUCAUACUCACCGACCCCUAGAAGAACACGACUCAAAUUCGCAAGAUUCUGGCUACAGUGCAAGCUACCAUGGAGAAAAAUUUUUGUCUUAUGCCUCUCCAGUACGAACUGCAAGCACAUCCUUUGGCUCUAUGGUCUCUAUGGAAGAUGAAUAUUUUGAUUUCUCUGAUGUUGAACCUUUGGAGAAACCAAACUUACCUCACGAUUUCAAUAAGCUCAUAACAAAUCCUUUGAUUAACAGAACUAAACCUGAAGUAGUCUCAUCUCCAAAAGACACUAUCAUAAGACCACUUUUCAGAAGGGCUUUAUCACUUCAGCCUAUCAGUGAGAACACACCUAAUAGUAGAAGGGUCCGAACAAGUUUAUUUAGAGGUGAACAUGAAAUCAGAUCAUUUAAAAGACCUGAACCUCCGAAUGAUCUAGACAGUACAAUUGUGAAAAGGUCAAAGAUAUUUAACGAUAAUGAUGAUAGUGAUUGUGAAGCUUCAGUUCCUGUAGCCAGGACCAGACCUAUACUACAACGCGCAUUCUCUGCUACAGAAGACAGUAUUAUGUGCGCAGUGCAAAGAUCUGCAAUUGAACCUGACCUUAUUGGAGAUUUUACAAAGAACUUCAGUCUUCCGUUAACAAUCAGUCGACACCAAGAUUUAAAAGCCAUCACGGCAGAUACACUGGCUUCACUGAUGAGGGGAGAGUUUAGUGAUGCUGUGGAUUCUUACAAAGUCAUUGACUGCAGGUAUCCUUACGAGUUUGAUGGGGGCCACAUUAACGAUGCACUUAACUUCUACACCAAAGAGCAAUGCAUGCAACUACUAAACUCAACACCUGAUGUUGCUGAAGGUUCCCACGCAAGACAUAUAUUGGUUUUCCAUUGCGAGUUCUCCAGCGAACGUGGCCCUAAUCUAUACCGAUUUUUGCGGAAAGAAGAUAGAAACAAAAACGAAAGUGUAUAUCCUUCUCUUAACUUUCCAGAAAUCUACCUCCUGGAAGGUGGAUAUAAGAAGUUCUUUGAGACUCAUCCAGAGUUGUGCACUCCAGUUGCAUACAAAGAAAUGCUGCAUCCUGAUCACGAAGAUGAAUAUAGGCACUUUCGAUCCAAAUCAAAAACGUGGAACUGUGAUUCACGCCAACGUCUAUUGAAGAAAAGGUUAGGUGUGUAAAAUUUGUUUAGGAUGCCAUAUAACUUUAUAGUACAAAUAAUUAGCUUAUCUAUUUGGUUCAUUUCAUAGUACCUGUUGUCAAAAACACGAGAUAUAUUAUUUUAAUCAUUCAGACAGUUCAUGUCUGAUGAACCAAAAUCUCCACACCACUUAGUGGUCUAGGUGAAGUGCCUUUUACUAUUAUUUGUUGCCUGAUACCAGAAGAAAAAUGUGCAUAUAAUCCUUAUAAAAAAUUACAACACUGCCGAAAAAAACAUUAAGAUUUUGGUAAAUGGUAUCUCUGAUUCCAUCUUCAUUUCAAAUUAACAUGUAGGUAUUAAAGAAACUUUCUUUUACAAUACUAACCUUUCAAAUUUUAUCUAUUAGGACGAAAAUGUAUAUGGUUAUAAUUUUAUUAAUUGCCACAAUAUUCAUGGCGCAGUCUUAAAAUUUUAUAGAAAAUGUAUAUGGUUAUAAUUUUAUUAAUUGCCACAAUAUUCAUGGCGCAGUCUUUUUAAAAUUUUAUAAAUUAUUGUUGAACUUUUAUUAUACUUUAUUUGUUUACAACUGGAAGCCCAUUACAAAUGCAAAUCUUCACUAAUCUGCAACCAGCAGCUAAGGUGGUCAAACUGAAAUAAUUCAAAAUAAUAUCCUAUCCUGUUGAAAUGUAGUUUUAGAUAUAUAUGUAUUAUUUUUCAUAGGGCCCACCCUGUUUACAAAGAAAUAACAAUACAAACCCAUGGAUUAUAUACCUUAGCGUGUGCUCACUACGGAGACCAAAGGAUUGUAUCCUCGCUCCCUAGUAUUUAUAUUCGUGAAUUCUCGCAUUUAAAAUAAUGUAUUUAUUUUACAUAGCGAUCGAAACUAUAUUAUCGAUCGCUAUGUAAAAUAAAUACAUUAUUUUAAAUGCGAGAAUUCACGAAUAUAAAUACCAGGGAGCGAGGAUACAAUCCUUUGGUCUCCGUAGUGAGCACACCCUAACAGGUUUGAAAACCAUGGGUCAGUGUUGGAGAAUCAAAAGGGGACAGAUUUCUAUUAUGUUAAAUAAAAUUAUGUUAAAGCAGAUACAUCGUAUUGAUAUCUAACAUUCAUUAUGCAAUGUGAAUAAAUUAAAAACUUCUGAUUUACUUAUAAAUUAUGGAUUUCCAUCUCUUCUGUGUUAUAUUCGUUGUCCGGUGGGAUUGAAAUGAUUAUAGAUUGACAAACAAGUCCGUACAAUCUGUAUUCUUCUUUUUUACGUGUUUUACGGCAUUGGUCGUUAUUUUUCGUUUCGUUUUUUAUGGAAUUUAAUAAAAGCUGUUUGACACCCUUCAAUUUAAAAGUUGUAUUUUAUCUGGCCACUUCACCUUUUACUUGAGCUCAUAUUAACUCUAUUGGAAUUAAUUGAUAAUGAUAAGGUGGCAAACGUAAUACCGUUAUUCCUUUUGCUUUUACCAUUUCGUUAAUGACAUAAUUUUUUAUAGUAAGUACUAUGUAUCUUUGCAUUUCGUAAUAGUUCCGUUUUAAGCAUAGUCUGAUCAUACGGUAUUGUUUUUCGUUGGAGCAUCAAUUAUGUCUACCUAUUUCCAUGAGACCGUCGGUAAUUUUUUCACUAAUUUGGCGUUGUAAUAUUUAAAAAAAAAACCUUAUUGGUUUCAACUACAUCCGUACGGCAAUGGUUUAUGGCCUUGACAAUAACCCUUAGCGCCGGACUCCACUUGCGAUUUUCUAGUCGCGCGAUUUUUUUUGUCGCGAAGAUUGAAUACAUUGUUUCAAAUACAAGUCAAUCCACGAUUAUUUAGUCGCAAAUGGAUUGACUUGUAUUUGAAACAAUGUCUUCAAUCUUCGCGACAAAACAUUCGCGCGACUACAAAUCGCAAGUGGAGUCAGGCGCUUAACCUUUAUUUGAAGAUUUGAAUUUGUAAUGAGCUCUCAGUUGCAAACAAAUAGACUUUAGAUACUUAUUCUUUACUUAAGCUUUUUAUGAUAUUGAAUCAUGCCUUUUUGUGUUCACUCAAUCUCCACUAAGUAAAGCUCUUUUUACAAACAUAUACAGGGUCUUUCAUUAAUAAUUGUCCAUAUAGUAACUGGAAAAACCUUAGCACAAAAUACGAAGAAUUAACCUAAAACACUUAAAUAAAAUGUGGUUCCUUACUGAGUUACAAGGUGUUUUAUCUAAAAAUUUAAAAACCAUUUUUGCUCAGCAUUUUAAAACUACUCGACAUAUCCUUUUCAUACUAGGCAGGAAGUAUAGGUACUGUACAAACUACUAAAUUAUGUUAAACAAACGUUUCUGGUUAUUACCAGAGGCGUACGACGGGGGAAAGUGUAUGGUUGACCCUUUCCAAAUUCUGCGCCACUGGCGAAAUUGCUAUUUUAGUUCAAUUUUUGGAUUCUCCAAUACUUUCUAUGAAAAUAAUAUACUCUUCAUUCGUAACGAUAAAGUCAUUAGUUUUCGAGAUCUUUGAAGUUAAAAAUGAAACGACACGGUUAUUUUGAUUAAUGUAUUGUGUCGCUUCAUUUUUAAUUUCAAAUAUCUCGAAAACUAAUCAUUUUAUGGUUACGAAUGAACAGUAUAUUAUUUACAUAAAAAGUAUUGCAAAAUCAAAAAAUUCACUAAAAUAGCAAUUUCGUCAGUGGCGUAGAAUUUGGGAAGGGUUAACCAGCCACUAUCCCCUGUUGUACGCCUCUGGCAGUAGCUAUAGACGUUUAUUUUUCUUAAUUUAGUAGGGUAUACAGUAUCUACACUUUCUGCCAAGUAUGAUAAGGAUACGCCAAAUAGUUUUAAAAGUACUGGGUACAAAUAAUUUUUAAAUUUUAGUCAUAUGAAUCAUAUAAAUUAAUCAAAAUAACUGUGCCGUUUCAUAUUUAACUUCAAAUAUCUCGAAAACUAAUGACUUUAUCGCUACCAAUGAAGAGUAUGUUAUUUACGUGGAAAGUGUUGGAGAAUCUAAAAAUGGCACUAAAAUAGUUUUUCCUCCAGUGGCGUAGAAUUUGAGAAGGGCCAACCAUUCACCUUUCCCUGUGUACGCCUCUGGUAGUAGCUAGAAACGUUUGUUUAUCAUUAUUUAGUAGGCUGUCUAGUACUCGAACUUUCUGUCUAGUAUGAAAAGGAUAGGUCGAAUAUAUUUAAAAUGCUGAGCAAAAAUAGUUUUUAAAUUUUUAGAUAAAACACCCUGUAACUCAGUAAGGAACCACAUUUUAUUUAAGUGUUUUAGGUUCAAUCUUCGUAUUUUGUGCUAAGGUUUCUCCAGUUACUAUACGGACAAUUAUUAAUGAAACACCCUGUAUAAUGUUGCUGAUAAUUUCUUUUAUUUAUUUUGACACUUUUUGCUCUUAUUUAUUAAAGUAAAACACUUCACACUUCACUUUAUUGUUUCAAGAGAUGGUCUUAUUGGCAUCUUGUAAUUCACUGUAGAUUGAUAAGCCUCAUUUCAGGUUUUGUCAUAGUUUGUGCAUUUCCCAUAAUUCUGCUAGGAAAUCGCCUCCAGAUCCUGCUAUGCGGGUAGAGGUUAAAGUUUUGUGGUUAAAUUCUAGUUAAAUAGGUGAAUAUAAUGUAUAAGAAUAUUGUCUUCGAAAAUAGAAUUAUUGAUAAAUAAAUUAAAAGCUUAAUUUUUAAUAAGGUACUAUUUCAGAAAUUUUCUCAAUAUUUAGUAGAAUCUCUUGUAUUGGUGUCUGGUAUAUCCUAUGAGUUACAGUUUCAAAUAGGUAUAAUAUUGUGCCUUAAAUUUAUACAUAUCACAAAUAUUUAAUGGAAGGAGUUCUUUUACUCCAAACAGUUCAAAUUUUUGACUAAAAAGGGUUAGUCUGCAGAAUAAUAUAGAUAAAAUGUGGUAUAAAGCUAUCCUAAUUUGGGUACAAGCUAGAGACAGUGAAUCACCAGUGGCCGGUAAGUGAAUAUAUUAUAGUUUCUUGAUCGUAUUUUUCCAGUUUUAUGUAAAGUACUACUAUGUUAAAUACCUGCUACCUUCCACAGUCAAGAGACAAUUGGUACUAACUUGUUCAAAGUGAGUUUGUCUGAAUAGAAGGCCUUUCGUUCCUGAUGGAAUAUUUGCCGGUCUUACUUAGAGCUUUUUGAUUCGCCUAUUUCCAUGAAUCACUCCGCAUUCUUCUAGUUUAUAUUCAAAGUUUAUUGUAUGACUUUCACUCAUUUCGAUCUGUGCAUGGGUCUUUCCAGUUUGUCUCUUUCAGGAUUUUGAUAUCUCUCAUGACCUCGUCCUCCCAUGUUUCUCUAGGUCUUCCCCUUUAUCUGUCAGUUUCUGGUUUCCAUCUGGUGACCUUAAUCAGUAGGUCGUUUUUCCUUCUCUGUAUAUAUCCCAGCCAUCUCAGUCUCUGCCCGUUAAUAAAUCUAAUUAUAUUUUCUCGUCUUCUCCCUUCAUAAGUCUAUUAUUUCCUGGUUCAUUCUUCUCAUUUCUCUGUUUUCUAUUCUUUGGCCCAUAAUUCUAAGGAUAUUCCUUUCGAAUAUUCUUAACCUUACUUUAUACUCUUAUACUUGGUGAAAAAAAAAAAAAAGAAAACACUGAGAACUACAUCGUUGGUCUAAGUUACAAUAAAUGGUCUAAUAAAUGAUACAAUUAACUUUUACAAUAAACAGUGAAAUCCAGUGUUCCAGACCGAUCGUACAUUUCAACCACCCAUAUUCUUGGUAAUCUUGAUGGCAUAGAUUUCUGGUUUUAUGGUCAACACAUGUCACAUAUUUUAUCUUUUUUGGCCGAUCACAAUAGCGCAAUAUUUUGAUCGUCCACUUUUAGCAAGUGAAGUAUUUUAAUAGACGUACAACCUCUGUGGGUGAGAGAGAGAGAGAGUUCAUACAUUUUUAGGGGUAAUUCUUCUCAUAAUUUAUUGAUUGAUUUCCAUAAACUUUGUAUUAGAUAGUAUUUUACACUAUUUUAUUUGACUGCAUAUUUAUAUACUUACUUAUAUGUACUAGCUUACAACCUUGACAAUAAUAUACGUUAUGCACUUCUAUUAGUUGAUCAUACGGUUUCUGUUAGCAUUUAAUAGCAAAGUUAAAAGUAAUAUAAGAGUGGUAUACCUCGGAGUGAGGGCCAAGUCAAAUACUGAUCCGUGUUUCUCUUGUUGACCAGCUGCACUACAGUACUUAAUCACAGUAUGAAAUAGUUCAAGUGUCUUCUAGGCUAAAAGAUUCGCAAGCCUCGGAAUGCAGAGGGACUGUCAUUGGUCAUGAAGUUUGUAAAACGUAACAGAUGCUGAAACAAUCGAGUAAGUUGUUUCAAGUUGACCUAUUGCACUUAUCGUUGAAGCCAAGUGUUUCACUCCCUUUUCGACAAUUACUUUUCUAGAAACUUGCACAGUGGUGGUGGCAGUAACACAGUCACUUAUAUUAUAAUUGGUAUUGGCACCAAUUAGCUGCAUAUUAGACAUUAAUCACAAUUAAUAAUAAUUGGUCACGUUAAGAAUGAUUCUACGGAAUAAGAAAAAAGUUCACAAAAACCUACACUUAACGACGAAAAAAUCAAAAACACUAUCAAAACUAAAAGCUUAACUAUUAACUAUUAUGUUUGUUCUGCAGAACUAAUUUUACCUAUUCAGCAAGUACACAGGUGGGCAUUUUACAUACUCACCCACUGUGUACCACUGUUCCCUACUGUAUUUUAUAUUUUAAAAACUUAAAAGGAUAUAUUUUCACCAGUACAAUUAAACUGAUAGUACCAGAAGUGUAAUAAAUGCACCAUAUUGGUGUCUGGAUAUCAAAGACGUAAUGUUUUACUGUGUAAAUAUUGUAUAUAUAGAGAACAUUUGUGAAAAUGAAAAUCAGAACAUAUUGAUUUAGAUUAUUUAAUACCAAAAAGAAUACAUAUGAGUAAAACCACACUGAAAUUAUUGUUCGCUUUUACUUCUGUGCUGAAUACUUUCUAUAUUAUUAUUUUUUAUGAUAAAAUUGUUUGAAAAUGAGUGCAUUUUCAAGAGGUAAAAUGAAACAAGAAAAAGAUUUACGUCACCAUUGGUAACUUGUUAAGUGAGUAAGUCUUUUUUCAUUUUACCUCUUACUAUUUUUUCUCCAAAUGCAGUUUAUAUCAUAUCCCUAAAGCUAGUAAGGUAUUUUUUUUAACUAACAUUUCUUGUAUAAAUAAGAACACGACUAAUAAUUAACUGUUUAUUAAUUUUGUACUCGAUGAGAUCAGUUUUCUUUGUCCUCCAUACUUCAAUUAUUUCAACUUGAAUGAUACAAAAUUUUCUAUACUGUAAGCCUCAUUCACAACUCGCUGCAUCUUAUUUUUUCUUGCUUUCUCCCCACAGUGAUUACUCAUAUCUUAUAUUCUGCUUCAUUCUUGGCUCUACAAAUCUAAGUGAGUCUUGGCGGGGUUUAGUAUUUUCCUCCACUUUACCGGUCUCGCGCAAUAAUCUCUCAUUGUUGCACCCCCAUCUUACGUAGAUCACUCGUUACUCCAUUCUUCCAUCUUGUUCUUAGGCGACCAACUGGCCUUCUGCCAUCCCAGAAGGUGUCUUUCAUCAUUCGCUCUCAGUAGGAUGUUCUGUUCUACGACUAAUAAUUUUGUUGUUUCACUCUCCCUUCCAUACGUUAUUGGGGCGAUUUUUUUUAAUAAGUUUAUGACACCUUUGUUUUAGCUGUCUGAGUGCCAUUUUGAUUUAAGUAUCGUCGCUAGGGAGUAAAAAUAUGCUCAAUUUCCUGACUCGAUCGAUUCUAUUUGCUACAUCUUUUUCAUAAUUGUUUCAUAUCUUAUAUUAUGUAUAUAUAUAGACGGAGAGCUAGAGCCGAAAAAUCAUCGUCAUAAGUAAUACGGAGUUUUUCCUGUGAAAUGUGUCCAUUGUAUAUUGACAAUUAUGACCCCUUUCAGGCCGACACCUCAGUGGAUACAGGAAGUAGCAAUAAGGGAUGAAAGGGGAAAGUUAGUGCAGUCAUUAAAGGUUUUCACCUCAUAUUUUGUUAAACCUCCAUCGAUUUGCAUGAAAAUUGGUGACUAGUUAGAGCAUACCUCAAGAAAUAAAACUGAUUUGGUGCCAACUUGCACUUUUACCCUGGUGGUGAAUACCACCCCUUCCUGCGGGUGAAAACAAUUUUAUUAAAAAUAACCUCACAAAUCGAUAGAUGGACAAAUUUUAAGUAAAAUUUGUUAUAUUAUAUUAUUAAAAUAAAUCAAUACUUUUUGAGUUAUUAAAGAUCAAAGAUUUGUCUAUUUAAGAGCAUAUGCGUGAAGUUACGGAUGAUAAAAACACCAUAUUAAUUAAUUGUAUGUUAGUAAAAUAUUAUUUUUAUAUUAUUUCGAUAUUUAAUUGAAUUUUUUCUAUCAAUAUAAACUGAAUAUGUCCAGAAAUUUGGGGGUGUCCAAUAAUGGGUACAUUUGACAUAUUCGAAUACACUUUUGCUAAAUUUAUAAUAUCGAAAUAAUAUAAAAAUAAUAUUAUCUAUCUAUCAAUCGGUUUUAAAACGUCUUGCGACGUUGUCCGAUGCCUAAUUUCCAUGACACUCUAUCAUCCCAUUGGCCCUCUCUAAGAUCUCUUGCGCUCAUCGCCUUCGUUACUCCCUCUCUCCAAGAUUUCUUGGGUCUUCCUCUCUUUCUGCGGUUUGGUGGUACCCAUUGCAUAAUUAUUUUAGGGAGUCUUGAGUUAUCCAUCCUCUGGACGUGUCCGUACCAUAUCAGCUGUUUUCUUUCUAUGUCUGUUGUUAGAGAGCCGUCAACCCCCAUUCGCUGUCUUAUCUCAUCAUUACGUAUUCUCUCUCUGCGUGACACUCCUACUGAUCUUCUAAAAGCGUCCAUUUCUACUGCCUCCAGUUUUCUUCUGUUGUUUUCGGUUAUCCGCCAAGUUUCUGCUCCGUACAAUAGACUGCUUUUAAUAAGAGAUUCGUAGAUAUUGUGUUUUCUUCUUUUUCCUAUUUCAUGAUUCCACAGUACGCUGUUUAGACAACCUAUUGUUUUUCUGGAUUGUGUUAUUUUUCUCUUUAUUUCUUCAUCAUCUUUCCCCGUUGUGUCAAAAACGAUUCCUAGAUAUGUGUAAUGGUCGCAGGGCAUGAUGAUUUCAUUAUUUUCUAAUGUGAUGUUCGAUAGUUCGGUACCUAUUGGCAGGUAUUUUGUUUUUUCUGUAUUAAUUUCUAGUCCCCACUUUCUAUAUUCUUCUUGUAAUUUCCUUGCCAUGUACUCUAAAUCAUCUUUAUCGUUUGCUAUAACAACCUGGUCAUCAGCAAACUGCAAUGUAUAUAAGCAAAUCUCUCCAAGGUCUACGCCCAUGCCUCUGCAUUUUCGUUUCCACUCUUUCAAUGCUUUUGCAACAUAUAUUUUAAAUAAGGUCGGUGAUACACAACACCCCUGACGUAGACCUUAUAUUAUUAAAAUAAUAUUAUACAAUUAAUUAAUAUGUUCUUUUUAUCACCCGUAACUUCACGCAUGUGCGCUUAAACAGACAAAUAUUUGAUCUUUAAUAACUCAAAAAGUAUUGAUUUAUUUUAAUAACAUGAUACAACAAAUUUUACUUAUAAUUUGUCCCUCUAUCGAUUUGUGGGGUUAUUUUUAAUAAAAUAGUUUUCACCCCCGAGAAGGGGUGGUACCCACCCCCAAGGUAAAAGUGCAAGUUGGCACCAAAUGAUUCUUAUUUCUUGGGGUAUGCUCUAACUAGUCACCAAUUUUCAUGCAAAUCGAUGGAGGUUUAACAAAAUAGGAGGUGAAUACCUUUAAUGACUACACUAGCUUUCCCCUUUCAUCCCUUAUGGCUACUUCCUGUAUCCAUUGAGGUGUCAGCCUGAAAUGGGUCAUAAUUAUCAAUAUACAAUAGACACAUUUCACAUGCCAAACUCCAUAUUACUUAUGACGAUUAUUUUUCGGCUCUAGCUCUUAGACUAAUACACAUUUAUUUUGGAAUAUAUUUAUGAAGCCUAUGGAAUCAAAACCUGCUAGAUCCAUGUUUUGAAAUUUUCCAAAAAGUUUCCGGCAUUUCUCAGAGGGGCAUCCAUAAAUUUAAAAUGGCACACUAAUUUGUCAUUUUUCUGCAUGCCCCUUACACCUUCUGAAAGGACCAGGCAACACUCAUUAUGGAAAAGUGGUCCCGGUCAAACUCGAUUUUUCCUGGUGAUUUAAACUCGAUUUUUCCAUAGACAAUUGUAAUUAAUAUUUAACAUUUACAAACUACCAUUUACUUUGUUUUUUUUUUUGUAUUGAAAUCAAGUCCAUGUUCUCUACCUGUCUUAUAUCUGAUAUCCGGGAAAAGUUUCAUGUCAACUAAUGUAUUUUUUUAUGUUUCAGCAAUUUUUUCUUUAAUUAUUCUGAAACAUGUUACUAGUGGAAUUACCCCCAUCCCCCCUAGAUCCGCCACUGUUCAGUAGUUUUCUAAAGAUAAGGCGGAACUGUAGUUUUGCUGGGAUUCCAUAACUGAGAAGCAUUCAUGAAAACAUGAUAAUGCUUAUAUCGAUCUAGCAGCACCUUUUAUACUGCACUUCUUUAGUUUUCUGAAGACAUUUCGGAGGUUUUCUGAAGACCAAAAUACGAUCCAACUAUUUUUGACCACGAAUUCAUAUACAACACGCAAGUAUAUAUGAAGAACAUGAGUUUCUCUUCUAAUAAUAAAUAUUUUCGUUCACUUGACCGUAAAUUAGUGCAGUUAACGUAAACCGAGCACUCGAAUCCAAUAUCUUCAGAAGGCUAUAACUCGAGAAUAGUAGUUAUUCAGACCCAGGUGCCAUGGACUUUUUUAAUCUACACAUGAAGAAGUAUCAUUGACCAAACUUUCAUCAAAUUUGACCGGGACCACUUUUCCAUAAGGAGUGUUGCCUUGUCCUUUGUACUUUGAAGUUUGGAUUUAGCAGAAUGAAAAAUUUAGGAUUUCGCAGGUUUUGAUUCUGAUGGGCUCAUAUCUUACAUCUGAGCUGUUACCCAAUAUUAUAUCUGGAAUAAGCAAAUUAGUUCUUUAUAUCUCUGCGUAUUAAAAUAUUAUUUGAUUAAAAAUGUUUAUAUUAUAAUAAUUUCUCGUAUAAAAUCUAGAUUCUGUUUAUUGUUCGCCUAAAUCAGUAACCACUUCCGUACCUAUUUAUUUAUAUAUUUUGUUAAAUUUAACAUGAUUACAUUAAUAUGGCUUAGACUGCUUUAGAUUUAUGAAUAAUUUCAGCGGUGUUAAUAUGUGUUGUUUUUGAUCUAACGUAAUAUUUCUUAAAUAUUUAUUAUUUGUUAACGUAAUAUAUGCAAUUAUUAGUGUAUAUUAGUAGAACUUAUGAAGUCGUUCUGUAGUAAGGAUAAAUUUCGUCAGGUUAUUGCUUAAUUCUGGCAUUUAAUGUCAGGAUAUCUAUAUGCAAUGGUUAGUCAGCUAAACGAUCACGAUUUUUAUUUUUAGACUGAAAAACCAUCCAUUUCUUUUACGUGCAAUUUUUUUAGCAAUAAAAAUGUGAUGUUAUCUUUACCAGGUACAAGCCUUUUGGUUGCAGUAACAAGGCAAAAUAUAUUUAUUUGAUGUUAAGAUACCAAAUGAAGAAAGAAUAUGUGCUUCUUCAUCUAUUGUGCAUUUUUUUGUCACUGCAACUAUCAUAUUUUUUUUUAAUUUGUGAUUCGUCUUUUUGACAGACUGAAAAUGAUCAAUCUACUUUUAAUAUUAAUAAUGUGAUUUUUACUUGUAAAUAUAGAUAUUUUAUAACUUG